AUGGCUUCUCCGCGCACCCUCGUCGAGCCUCUCUCUGGCGACGCGUGCUGCGAUGCCAGCUCGCGCGAAGAGGGACAUCCGAGCGCGCCAGUCGACUCCUUUGCGUCUCGGCGUUCGCCUCCUCGUCGCGCACCUGAUGCUCCGGACGCAGAGGCGACCGACGCCGGCGCCUCGGCUGCCGCGCUUGCAGGGGCGCUGGAGCCUUCAGGCGAUGCGCGUGUCCCCGCAGGGCGCGUCUCGCGCCGCGCUUCCUCUUCGCCUUCUCCCUCUUCCGCCUUCUCUCCACCAUGUUCGCCGUCCUCCCGCCCCGCCGCGUCCUGGGCGUCGGCGAAGCGGGCGGGCCGCAUGCGCUCGUGGCUGGAAGAUGAGCUCUGGCAGCGCAAGCUCGACGAAGAAGAGGAGGCGAUGCGGCGGAGACGGCAAGGCGAAAAAAUCUCCGAGUUCCCGCCCGACGGCAUCGUCAGCAACUGCGUCUUCGUGAACACCGAGUUGUGUGCGCACGUCGCGGCGCGAAUUCGGACGGCGCAGCAGCGCAGGAAGGCACGCGAGCCGGCUGGAUUCAGUCGCGUGGCGGAGGGGGAGGCUGAGGCGGAGGCGCGCAUGCGGACGCCGGAGGAGGCCGAUGGAGAGGAAAGCGCGAGAGGAGGCGACAUGAGGGCUCUGACCCGGGGGGAUCAAGGAGAGACCAGCUGUGUUGUCGGUGCAGAAGCGGAUGCUGCGGAGCGCGCGCGACUCGCAUCCGCGUCGCCUGCUUUGUGGGGGGCAGGUGAUCAACAACCUGCGAGUGAGGAGGAUGCGAGCCAGCGAACCCGGGAGCGGCACGAAGUUCCUUCCACGCCUCACGAAGCUGUCGGACCGUCGCGUGCUUCCGGCGUCGCGCGUCUGUCGUCGUCGCGCUAUGCUUCGCUGUCUUGUCAACUUCCGCCCUUCAUUCUUCCUUCUAGGUCCUGCGCGUCGACUGUGUCUCCCUCUCCUUCGUGCGCGACGAUCAAUCUCUCGGCGGCGUGCGUGGACGCGCCUUGCCACGUCUCGCAGGCUGGCGCUUUCUCGCUUUCGCAGCGACAGGACACUGGUCGAGUCGCGCGCGCGGCGCUGUCUGCGCAGUCCCCUGCGGCCGUCGCGUCUUCGUUUCUCUCGUCGGUUCGUUCAUUUUUUCCUGCGUUGUUUGAGGAGGCGGUCGCGCACGCCGCGGACCGUCAGUUGGCGGCGGCGGAGGGAAGCGCGGGCGCGAGCUCGCCGCACAUUGCAGUCUCUCCAGCGUCGCACCGGAGGCCGCAGGCAGAGGCGUCGCCCGCGGGGACCAGCAGUCCGUACCUCGGCGACGACGCGGAGAGCGACGCGUCGGCGCGUCUGCCUGCGCCGCUGCGGCGGACAGCCAAGUACCGGCACCGGAAGAAGGUCAAGGUCUUCCUCUCGAAUCUCUACCAGCAAGAUCACCGGCGCAGUCCGCUGCCGUUCCAGCUUUUCCUGCGCAGGUGCACGACGCUCUUCUGCACCUGCUGGGGUCUCCUCCUCGUGUUGCUCGGAUUCCUUGUUCUCUUCCUCUCGAGCAAAAGUCACCGCGUCGAGAUCCCGUACGCCAGCGGCGUUCGCCAGAAGCGCUUCCACGUGCCCGAGCGCAUGGGCUCACCGGUCUACCUGUACUACCGCAUCGGAGAGUUCUACGGAAACUACCGACCCUACAUCAAAGACGGCCCCCAGUCCGUCAGCACCAGCUACGUCUGCCACGAAGUCAAGUCGCAGCAGGAGGCCGUGGACUUCCGCACAUUCAACGGGACUCUGACGCUUCCUUCGCUGCUGUAUAGCGUGAAUGGCGAGCGCAUUCCCCCCGACAGUCGGCGCGCGUUUCCCUGCGGGCUGCAGAGCGUCUCGCUCUUUAACGACGAGUUCUCGGUGCAUCGCGUCAUCCAGGGCUUGGGAGAAGAAGAAAUCUCUAUCUCGACUGAAGACGUGGCCUAUCACUGGGACUUCACAAGAUUCAUGCUUCCCAACUCCACGUGGGAGACAGUCGGCGCGAUGCCGUGGAUCUUGCCGAGCAACGAACGCUUCCGCGUCUGGAUUCACCCUCCUUUCACGCCCGCUUUUCAAAAGCUCUAUGGAGUCCUUCACACAACGCUCGAGCCGGGCCAGCAGUACUUCCUCCGCUUCUCGGACUCGAGCUGGCCUGCGGAGCAGUGGAGGACGACGAAGGCCAUUGUGCUAGUCACGCUUGCGCCGAUCAUUGGCGGCGCGAACUAUCCUCUCGGCUACUUCUGCAUCGCGGCGGGUGGGCUUUGCCUGUUUGGCGUGGUGCUUCUCUGGCUGUUUCACUGCUUCGGUGUCCGGCUGACGAGCUCGACAGUCAAAGGCACCGACAUGAAGGCCGUCAUCAAGCAGGCCGAAGAAGAUCCGAGCGAGGAGGAGGCCGGCGCGCACGCGGCCACGGCGGCUCGGGGCGACUGCGCGGGGGGGAAAGCAGAGCCGCUGCUGGCGUCUGCGGAGCGUCGACUGCUGGAGGGGGCGGACUCUGCGGCGGCGCGCUCGUUCAUCUUGGCGCAUCUGCCACGGCCGAUUCCCUGUCUGUGUCCGGCGCACUGUCCGGGGACGGACGUGGGCUUGGCAGCCUCGCGCCAGGGCGCGGCAAAGCGGACCGGGCGCAAGCGCGGGGCAGGAGGCGAAUACUGCGCGGCCGUCGGGAAGGCCAAACCGCGGAGUUUCUAUCUGCAGCCGCCGACGACGCAGCCCGGUCGGCGACGGCGCGGGAGCGGCGAGUGUCGCUCGAGCUCCUCGGUGGCCUGUUCGGAGCCCCUCGCGGAGGAGGAGGAGAGCCAGCGCUCGGCGCGGCUCGACAAGGGCGACGAGACGCUGUCUCAGUAUCUCGAUAUGCGCGCGGGGAACAACGAGGCCAGCGACGGGUCGUUCCAGACGGGCGGCAGCGCAGGCUCCCCGUGCAACGUCUCCCUCGACGGCGGCCGCGUGCGCAGCACGUGCAGCCAGAGCUUGGAAAAACCCAAGAGCGGCGAGGAAGAGUCGAACGAGGCGGAGGCCGCAGCCGCCACGGAGACGGCGCAAGGCGAUGCUAACGAGCUCGAAAUCUUCGUCGACACCGCCUCGCUCGACGACGCGGAAGCGGAGGACGGGGAGGGGGAGGCGGGUGACGAGCUGCAGGGCGACGGCUCGAGUCGCGCGAACGACGGUGAGCGCUGGAUCGAGUGCGGACUGCAGAGCGGCGACGCCUUGGAACUCCCCGGCGACGAGGAGAGUCCGCAGACCGGCCGCAGCCGCAUGCAGAGCUCCCUCGGCGAGGACGACCUCUUCAGCGAGUGA
Messenger RNA from Besnoitia besnoiti, 3306 nucleotides. RefSeq lists its product as uncharacterized. The transcript is spliced from 7 exons. Bases 1 to 3306 code for a protein of 1101 amino acids. The record is from RefSeq and is a predicted model, not a curated record. Gene Ontology annotation, cellular component: Golgi apparatus; endoplasmic reticulum; plasma membrane. Lineage: Eukaryota; Apicomplexa; Conoidasida; Eucoccidiorida; Sarcocystidae.